This is a messenger RNA of Acytostelium subglobosum LB1, 4296 nucleotides long. RefSeq lists its product as hypothetical. The transcript is spliced from 3 exons. The coding region runs from base 1 to 4296 and encodes 1431 amino acids. Gene Ontology annotation, biological process: intracellular distribution of mitochondria. Gene Ontology annotation, cellular component: cytoplasm. NCBI's taxonomy places the organism in Eukaryota, Evosea, Eumycetozoa, Acytosteliales, Acytosteliaceae. The record is from RefSeq and is a predicted model, not a curated record. Gene Ontology annotation, molecular function: mRNA binding.
AUGUCUGACAACAAUAACAACAAUAACCAACCACCCAAUAAGUUUAACUCAGUAUUCGCUUAUUGGGAUGUAAAGGAUAAGAGAGUACAACAAUCCAAUCUGUUGAAGAGGGCACCUCUGAUCAAUAGAGUACAGACACCCGUCCAGAAGCCACCUCCCACAUCACCAGUCACCGUCACAUUGGCACCAGCAUCUGCACCAGCCACACCAAUCACAGUCGUUCCAACAGCCCAGGUUGCGCAACCUGAGCCACACACCAAUCAACCACAUCACGACCAAGACCAAGCUGUGCCUGAGUCCGCACCCGCCACAGACAACACGACAACUACCACCACAACAGUUCCAAAUGAUCAAGUUGAGCCUAACACUGAAGUACACACACCAGAUGUUGUCCAUGUCCAAACAAACCAGACUCAGGAGGAGGAUACUGAUGAAAAUGUUGUGGUUGGAGAGGAAACACCAACAACUACCAGCAACGUGAACACAUCAAGUGGUGGCGGAUCAUCAUCACAGUAUGACAACUUUGAUCCAUCACGUCCAGUCACACAGGGCGCCAAUCUGGACACAACAGAGUUUAACUCAGAGGUUGAGCGUGAGCUCACCAUAUCAAAGACUACAUCAAACUACUCCUCAGUAUAUGGCAGCGUGGCUGACUACUCACUGUACUCUGGCUCCGACUACAAGAUGGAGGACGAUCAAGACUUUGUCAGCGAUAUAUCAGAGGAGGCACUGUUGCGUCUCGAGGCUCUCAUUAGUAACGAGCCACAGCAGCUGGACAACCUGAAGCAGUCGUCCACCCAGUUACAGACUUCCAAUGCCAGCUACUAUAUUAGUGGUGCUAGCAAGACUGGAUACUCGCAUCCCAAGGUAUUGGCCGGCAGUGGCACUACAGACAUCAGUGGCCUUGGAUCAUCCAAGGAGACCAUGACAUGGAACAGCGAGUUCCAGAACCUGCUCGAGAUGGACGACAGCUUGGAUAAGUUUGAGCGAUUGGCCAGUCUUGAGCACGACUUUGUCUACGCAGCUGAGGCCUACGGUCGUAUCAUUAUCUCUGAGCAUCUGUUGCCUAACGAGAUGAAGACAAUCAAGCCGGUGAGCGUUGGUGGUGUGGCCGGAGGUGACAAGUACAUCGUCCAGGGCAUCCUCUUCAAGUUCGCAGUCGAGAGCGAUACAUUUGGUCUGUACGGCUCAGACGAGAAUGCCAUGAAGGCUGCAGCGCACGAGUUGAACGGAUGUACAUCUAUUCUCAACAGUGGCAUCAAGGGUCUGCACGUACCCCUUAUGGCUUACAUCGAUUACAGAGGCUUCCGUCUGAUGGCACUCUCGCUGCUGCCUAUCAACAAACUGUCUCUGGUCUAUGGAUCAUGUGACGCUGGCCAGACCGUCCACACGUCAAACACAAUGUUCAAUCAUCUCAUGUCCACUACAUCCAAGGUACUCAACAUCAAGCCACACCGUGUGCAGGAUAGUGCCGGAGAUCUAAAGUCGAUAUGUGGACCCAUUGACAUUGAGGGUCACAUUGGCAACGAUAACCGCUUCUACUUGUUGGACUUUGCUCGUCUGGCACCACCCGAGCCACCCGUCAACCGUGGCGCAUACCUGUACCGUCUGCUGCGUCUAGAGUUGGUCAGAAAGAAUGAGGUGCCACUGUGCAGUGACUCAUUCUCACCAAUGCCCACCAUUGACAUUGAGACCCACAAUGCAGAGGUGCGCGACGCCUAUGACCACAUGGUUACCAACAUCAUCCCCAAGUUUGCCAACGAUCUUGAACACACUGCCGAGGGAGCGUUGACAUGCGACCAGCUGUCCAAGCUGUUCCACAGUGAGGGUAUCAACAUGCGACACCUUGGACUUGUGCGUAGAUGUUGCAGUCGCGAUGCUAUUCGUGAGGUCCUCCUUGUCGAGGCCAUCUCCAGAUGUCUCAAGAGUCUUACACGCGAGCUACUUCGCAGAGAGAUGAAGAAGACCCAUCUACCCUCAGAUUAUCCAUAUAGAAAGAUUAUCCUCAACUUUAUCAACUUGGUGUUUGGAAGCGAUAAUGAUGAGUUCCUGAAGGAGAUAUUGUUGCCAAAGAUGGAGAAGAAGUUCAGACAUAUCAAUGAUACGAAGGAUCCAAACAAUGCAAAUGAGUUCUUGACCGAGAAUCAAGAGGAGUCGCCAUUGUUCACCAAGGACUCGCCAAUCUACCCAAGGAUACUGCAUCGAUUCAUCAACACAAUUGGCGUUGUGAUGAGUGCCGACUCUAUCAAGGAAUACUACAAACAAGAGUCUGGCAUGUCCUUUGUCGACCCGGACAUUGUGGAGCUAAAGACACAGAUCACCAGACUGAACAUCAUUGAUUACGCUGACGGUAUGAGUCUUUAUUACAAGGCUCUAGAGUCCAAGUCUGACGAUCGCUCCAAACGUCGUCUGUUGGACAUCUCGCAGUCGAUGCUCAAGCGCUCACUUCACUCCAUGAGUACCAACUAUGGUGCCAUCUUCCAGCUUGGAAACGUCCAGAUGCUCAUGGCCAAGUAUGAGACCGAUCACCACGUCAAGGCCAGGAUGUACGACGAGGCUGCCGAGACCUACCUAUCAAUGGAGAAGUUUAGAAUCGAUCAGAACCUACUCUAUCUAUCCAAGUUCAACAGAGGCAAGGCAAUGUUGGCUAAAGGAAAGCACUGCUAUUUGGAAAAGGAUGUGUUUAACACUUCACUUGAGGUGUUUAGGGAUGCUGCUCAGAACACUCUGGACAAGGCCGAUGCCAAGGCAUUGGAGGUGGAGGCAAUCUUUAGAUGUAAGGGAGUAACUGAGCAGGAGAUAUUCGACCAACUUGUCAACAUGCUCCAGGAGAUCCUGCAUGACUAUCCCAAUCACCCACGCACCAACCUCUUGAUGGCCAAGGUGUUGUCUUACAGAAAGUUCCACACUCGUCCCAUCUCAGAGGUGGCACACUACUUCCAGCUGUCGUCAGACAACCCCAACACCCUGAAGAAGCUCAAGACCUUGCUCAAGAGCGACCUGUGGAGGAUAUUCCCAAUGGUUCGCGAAUGCCCCAAGAUGUUUGAUGACAUCAAGGAGCAAAUCAAGUCCAUGGCCGCCAAGCUCAAGGUGCCCGAGGAUCUGGAGCUCAUCGAGUCGGACGCACAUUUCUUCUCAAGCCUCGACAUGCCCACCACCAAGUUGUUGCUGGGCAACAUCAGUCCAGAGUCAUUCACCAAGUUUGUUAAGUUCUUCAAUCACAGCAUCAUCACGAUGUCUCUGAUACAGUGCGACCUGGCUCAGCCACCGAUCCUCACCGACCUCUCCAAGCUUCGCGCAUUGCAAUCAAUCAACUUGGCCAAGUGCAAGGGACUGACCGACGAGGCCAUGGGUGUGAUCAUGUCGCCCGUGCUCAGGAAACUAAAGAUCUACGAAGUGGACGGUAUCACCGACGCGACCUUUAAUGUGAUUGCCACUAGCGCGCCAGCAUUGGAGGUGCUGGAUGCAGGACAAUGUCCCAACAUCAGCGAUGUCCAUGCUGAGUCACUGGUGGCCGGCUGUCCAAACCUGCGCAAGUUGGCCAUGCCCACCAAGGUCACUGGCGAAUCGAUCAGGACAUGUCUGAGCGGUCUCACCAAGCUCGUGGCACUGGACCUCUAUCAAUGUGAGGACAUUCCAUCGGCCAUCUACGGAGAGGCGUUCAAACUCUCUGAGAGCGUCAAGAAGGUCAGAGGAUCAGAUGGUUUCCCUCACUUUAUCCUCAAGAACACGACAUUCAUUGCUACCUUCCGUGGACCAAACGCACAGGAGGCAAUGAUGAACAUGCCGAGCGAGUCAAGAUACUUUGUUAGGAUUGUAAAGUCGAUGGGAAUGUCGAUGUUCCAGGGCCAGGUGUUCUCGUUCUACUUUGAUCCCAAGCAUCCAGUGGUCAAGUUCAGAGAUCUGGUGAUCGAUGGCUCGACGACCAACAACUCAUGGCACAAGAUCGGUCACUUCUCGGUGGUCAAGAAGCCGCAGUUCAGGAUAACAAUGGCCAAGAGGACACCAUUCAACACGUGGGAGACCGACUUCCAUCUGCAGAUCCCGCCCACUGGACUGCUCACAAAGACCGAGUGCGACGUGCAGUACAAUGGCAUCAAGUACCGACUGUCACAUCGACUCACACCAGUGUUCUCUGGUAUGGCAUUUGAGACGCAAUUGUACCUCGAUGGCAAGGUAGUUGCCUCUGCGUCCAACCUUCGAUCCAACCGUAUCAACACCAUUGUUGAUCUCAAGGAACUUCCAUCAAUAUUCCUUCCAGUAUUGUUGUCUUGCGGUCUUUCCGAGCAAGUGUAA